This is a messenger RNA of Hordeum vulgare subsp. vulgare (domesticated barley), 538 nucleotides long. RefSeq lists its product as uncharacterized. NCBI's taxonomy places the organism in Eukaryota, Viridiplantae, Streptophyta, Magnoliopsida, Poales, Poaceae. The record is from RefSeq and is a predicted model, not a curated record. The transcript is spliced from 5 exons. Gene Ontology annotation, molecular function: cysteine-type peptidase activity. Gene Ontology annotation, biological process: proteolysis. The coding region runs from base 1 to 522 and encodes 173 amino acids.
AUGAACAAUGAGGUGAUGUCACUCUAUAUUGAAAGUUUCAACAUUGAGCACAUGUACAGUUCAAGCAAGCCAAGGAAGUUUGCAUUCUCACCACAUGUUGUUUCAAAACUCUGUGUGGACCCAAGUUCAUUCAAUACAAAUUCCUACACGAAAGAUUUGAAAAGGGCCUGUGAGAAGAACGACAUUGCCAAAGCUGACCAAUUGUUCUUCACCAUUGUGAAACAAGACCAUUGGGCGGUCGUUGUUCUAAACUUGAUUCAUAAACAGUUCAAUGUGUUCGACUCCAACAUUAGAGACUCUGAUUAUGUCAGCUUCCUCGAGAAGCCUUGUUCCAAUUUGAUAGAGAACUUCAAAACUCUGGUGAGAGGAAGAAACCCUUGGAAGCACAAUCUUGACAUGUUUGAGCGCUUCAGUCCAUCAGGCUACCCACAACAGUCAACAACAUUUGAUUGCGGCUUGUUUGCUAUUCUGUACAUGGAGAACUUAACUGCAAGGGGGUUAAAACCAUUCAAUACAGUAUGACUUUUUGCUUUUCCUC